UUGCAUUUUGAGCCCAGGCCGUGUAAUAAACCUGGGCUGUCCCUGCUGUGUGUUUGUGCACAGUUUGUAGGGAUGGUUCGCCUGCUUGCAUCACCGUGCGCCGGUGACGUGCAGCGUCUGGGAGCUGUCCCAGGAAUCAUGGUGCUGAAGCUGCAGCGCCGACCCAGCAGCCAAUGAUCGCAGGACGAAUCCGGGGCCACGGACGCUUCCCAAACCGAAGCAGGACGCUCCGACGUUCGGGCUGGAUCAUACCAGAUGGAUCUAAACCCCUAAAAACGAGGACGCGGAGAUCCGAAUGACUGGGGAUGGAAGCCUCACGGAGAGACGCGUAAAACGAGCCGCAGUCUGGGCUGGAAGAGGAGGAAAAAUAACAGUGGGGCAAAAUAAAUCCUGGAAUUGUAUAGAGAUCGGUGUAGCUAAGCAGGUAAGGCAGAAUAUGCUUCCCAACAUGGCACACACCAUCGAUUGGCUUAAUUACAGCACUCUGGGCUUUAAACGCGCCUCUCAUUGCUGAAAUGUUGAUUUUGCAGAUUUGUUUUUGAGCCUUUACAGGCAGGUUUAAAUGUUGGCUUGUUUUGAUGAAAUUGAAGGAAGAAGCCUGUCUGGAUAGUUUAUGUUGCAGCUGGCAGACCAUUAAGGCCAUGAAAUGACUGGACACUGAGUGAACAUACAGCCUUAUUACAUGAAUUUAUAUCCCCAUCAGUCUAACAUUUGGCUUUCCUCUUUUGGCUGCUUCAUUUAGUGAACUUAAUGGCUUCAGACACUUGUUUGCAUCCUUGGGAUUUAUUUUACAUCUUCGUGGGAAGGAAAUAGGAAAACUCGCACGGUUGGAUUAAAGACACCUUCCGGCGUAAAAUAAGCCAAAAACAGCUGUAAACUCCCCCCAACAGACGCUGGAAAACGCCCACGGUUUCACCCAGCGACACAUGAAGAGGUGUUUCCUUAUGACAGCGCACGUCCUCCAGCACCUUUGUGCGGUGCUGUGAUCUCGUGGCCGGAUCCAGCCCGAUGCUGCGCAGCCGGGGCAUGCUGAAGAGCCGCUGCUGCGUCCUGCUUGGUGACCUGAGGGUGCUCCUUCUCGGGCCACCGGCGCCGCUGCCUCCGCCGACCCCCAUGAGCGGCCAAUCGUCGGAUGAGGCGAGCGUCCCCGUCCCCGACAACAACAACACGUUGACGCGGAGCCACGCCGCGGACCGGGGCGCAGCGGCGUCCGCGGCCGGAGCCGCCGGGGCCCCGGGAGGAGAGCGGCCGGCGGCGGGCUGGGUGGACGCGGCGGAGCUGUCGRCGGCUCUGCGCGGCUGCAGCAGCUCCUCUGAUGACUGCUCGAAGGGCAAGCUGGAGGAGAGGUUCUCUCUUACCAGCUACACUGAAAGUGGCUUCAGGACGCCUGUGUGCAGGAUCUGCUUCCAGGGACCAGAGCACGGGGAGCUCCUGAGCCCGUGCCGCUGCAGCGGGUCGGUUCGCUGCACCCACCAGCCAUGCCUCAUCAAAUGGAUCAGCGAGAGAGGUUCCUGGGCCUGCGAGCUCUGCUACUACAAAUAUCAGGUCAUUGCCAUCAGCACCAAGAACCCGUUACAGUGGCAGGCCAUCUCSUUGACUGUGAUAGAGAAAGUGCAGAUCGCAGCAGCCAUCCUGGGCUCCCUGUUCCUCAUGGCCAGCAUCUCCUGGCUGGUCUGGUCGUCCUUCAGCCCGUCGGCUCGCUGGCAGCGCCAAGACCUGCUUUUCCAGAUAUGCUACGGCAUGUACGGCUUCAUGGACGUCGUCUGCAUCGGUGAGAGCUGAAUGUAGCUACUUUUUUUUUUUCAAUUUGCUCGUGUUUCUUCCUCUGCAGUUAAUGAUGAGUGAGAAAUAUUGAGCGAUUCUCACUGCUCACUCUAAUCCAGGUGCUUCUCUACAGGCAAAAGUAAAUGUCACAAGUGUUCAGCGGAGUCUGUAAUUUUACCUGACAGCUGUCRACAAAUAUUUGCGAAUGCAUUGAACCAAUAGCAUUAUUGAGGAUCAAUACAGUUCAUCUGUUCAGCACAGUCAGCUGCUUUAGAUCAGUAUGGACAGUUUGGUAGCUACUGUGGCUAUAGUAAUUGAUUUCUUUUUUUAUCUAACCUAUACUUCUCCCAGUUGCUGCAUUAAAGAUGAUAAAUUGCUGCAUCAAAUGUUAUAAAUUAAACAUGAAUAAUAGAUACUGGAAACCACCGCUUUGCACCAACAGAAAUUAAAAGCCUCAACCUGAAAUUCUGACAAAACUUUGAUGCUCACAACAUCAGAGGGAUAUAAGGGCCUAGCAUUUCCUGCAAGAAUAAACAUCGCUGGUUGUUCCUCUUCUUGUGCCAGAGGGACUUCAGGUUUUGUUUCCUUGUGUCAGAUUAACUGUAACUUCCUCUGCAGCAGACAGCAUGGUGAGAGGAGGAGGAGAUUGAUUGUCUCCGGUUUGGUGGCGAGGAUUGACUGCGCAGUCAUUAACUUGGCACUUUACAGAGAUUAACUUAUCACCUUGUAGAUGCUGCGCAGCAGAGACCUGAUUAUCCCACAAAGUUAGAGCGAAAAAGGAGCAGACCCGAGGAGAAGAGAGGAGAUGGGGACUUAAAAGCAACAACUCAUAUCAAAAGACAGAGUUUUACUGUAGCUGUAAGAAAAUAUGAUACUUUAUUAAACCCUAUAACUUUUAUCCACUGUAGUAGCACAUUAUGACUUACCAUUUCAAAUUUAUAGGAAACUUAAACAUCUUCACAAUACUAUUGUGUGGAGCGUUAGCAAAAUAUCUCAUGAACCAUUGGACAGCGGUUAUUGAAAUUUUCUGAAAGUAAUAAGUAGAUGCCACCUCUAAGCAUACAUUUCAGUUAAUUUUACAGAUUUUGAGCUAAUGUUUGGUGUGGAAAGUCAUAUAUAACUUGUAAUCUAUCAGCUAACUGACCUUUUGCACGUUAUGAAGCCCACAUGAAACAAACAUUUUGAUUGGUUGGGAAAAUGUCACCACAGUUACCAUUCCUGGAAAAACCGGAAGUGAGGGGGAAUGUAAUUUGAAGGAGCGAGGUGAUGAAAGUGGGUUGUAACGUCGAUGCAUAGUUUCAGAAAAUUGUGGACAAUCAAUGGACAAAAUCCCUGAAAAGUGUUCCACUGAUUUGAGAGGAUGUCUUUGUGAAGCAACUGUCGAGGAGGGCCACCGUGUCAAAGAAGGCAAUGGCCGAAACAAGGUUGAUGAAGUCGACGAGCGCUACUGUGUUUACGGUUUAGCUAUCGCRUUAUUGUGUAUGCUAGAGACACACAUUCAUGGAUGGUUAACUUCACAAACACUUACACAAAUCUGUGUUUGAUGACAUUUAGCUCACAUGGUAUUUCUUCACAUCUGUCCAGCAGCAUGCUCUUUUGCUGCGGGAGGUUGUUCUCUCUUUUGUCUGUUUUACACAUCCAAGAUGCAACAUAGGAACAUCAUCCUUACAUAUCUAAGAUGUAAUGUCGGAACGUAAUCCUUACAUAUCCAAGAUGUAAUCCUUACAUAUCCAAAUUGUAGUGUAGGAACGUAAUCCUUACAUAUCAAAGAUGUAACGUAGGAACGUAAUAUAAGACGUAAGUUAAGAACAUAAUCCUUACAUAUUUAAAAUGUAAUGUAGGAACGUAAUCCUUAAAUAUCCAAGAUGUAACUUAAGAACGUAAUCCUUACAUAUCCAAGAUGUAACGUAGGAACGUAAUCCGUACAUAUCCAAGAUGUAGUGUAGAAACGUAAUCCUUACAUAUCCAAGACGUAGUGUAGAAACAUAAUCCUUACAUAUCCAAGAUGUAGCAUAGAAACAUAAUCCUUACAUAUCCAAGAUGUAACGUAGGAACAUAGUCUUUACAUAUCCAAGAUGAAACAUAGGAACGU
Messenger RNA from Austrofundulus limnaeus, 3856 nucleotides. RefSeq names its product membrane associated ring-CH-type finger 4b (gene marchf4b). Lineage: Eukaryota; Metazoa; Chordata; Actinopteri; Cyprinodontiformes; Rivulidae. Bases 1009 to 1782 code for a protein of 257 amino acids. The record is from RefSeq and is a predicted model, not a curated record. Gene Ontology annotation, molecular function: ubiquitin-protein transferase activity; zinc ion binding. Gene Ontology annotation, biological process: protein ubiquitination. The transcript has 3 exons.